GCCUUUCCCUUUCCACACCACACCCCCCUCACCACCUCUUUGUCAUGCACAAUCCCCAUUGACGGUUUCCCCUUGGUGGACAGAAGCUUUUCCAUCCAUACCAAACACAAACAGAGGCUGGACCUCUUCCUUGAAAUGUGAACUGGUUCCCUCUCAUUUCAUUCUUCAAGCUAGCAGUAGAUCUUUUUGAAAGCUGAUGAGAGCUCCUCUCUGCUCAUCUCUUAAUUUCCAUGCUCUGUUUUCCAACCUUCUGCUCAUUUUCACACGUCUCUCCAAGCGGGCAAGCUGGGCCUCAUCAACUUCAGUAGAUUGCGUUUGAAAAAGUCGCAAAGUUCAUACCUUUACACCCAGAAAGAAAUCUCCCGAGAUUUUUCAUUCCUACCGAUCCUCUCGCACUCUGUUCCUUCCUCAGCUGUUAAACUCUGCUCCAAGUUUGAAAAGUUGGCACCUUUCUUUAUCCCCAGACCAUUAGAAAGCCAAAGCCACCAUCUUUCCAAGAAAAGGACUCCCCAUCAGUUCUCACUCAUUCACCAGCCAAAAUGAACAUGCUGGUUUCCCUCUUCCUCAUCCUGCCUCUCCUCCUCUCUGCCUCCCACUCCACUCCCACCUCGGAGCUCGCUACCCUCAUGGCCAUCAAGGCCUCUCUUGACCCACAGAACCAAGUCCUCACCUCGUGGACUGACACUCCCUCCGCGGACCCCUGUGGUGGGUCCUUUGAGGGAAUAGCUUGCAAUGAGUGGGGCCACGUGGCUAACAUCUCCCUUCAGGGGAAGGGCCUCAGUGGGAGGAUUCCUUCGGCUCUGAGGGAACUCACUGACUUGACUGGCCUCUACCUUCACUUCAAUGCUCUGAGUGGAGAGAUUCCGAGGGAGAUUGGCAGCUUGAGUAAGCUGACUGAUUUGUAUCUCGAUGUGAAUAAUCUCUCUGGGGGCAUUCCUACUGAGUUUGGGAACAUGUCUAACCUUCAAGUUCUGCAGCUGUGUUACAACAAGUUGUCCGGAAGUGUCCCUACACAACUCGGGUCUCUGAAGAAGCUCACUGUUCUUGCUCUGCAAUACAAUCAUCUGACAGGUGCAAUUCCCGCUAGUUUGGGUGAGCUUCAGGUGUUAACAAGGUUGGACCUGAGCUUUAACAGCCUCUUCGGUCCGAUCCCUGUUAAACUAGCAAAUGCCCAGAUGCUUCAAGUCCUUGAUCUUCGGAACAAUACUCUCACUGGCAAUGUUCCUCCAGCACUAAGGAGGCUCAACAGUGGUUUCCAGUACCAGAACAAUCCUGGCCUGUGCGGGUUCGGUUUUCCAAACUUGGAAGCUUGUCAUGCUGCUGAUUAUAUUGAUCCGAGCAAACCUGAGCCGCUCGGGCCUGACAGUCUCUCAAAGAAAAAUAUCCCUCAGUCAGCUAAUCUCACUAAGCCUGAUUGCCAGAAACCCAACUGCAGGAACACAUCAAGACACCCUAACACUGGUCUUGUUUUUGGAGGACUUACAGUGGCAGUAGCAUUCAUUGUUUCCGGACUAUUUGCUUUCUCGUGGUACCGCCGGAGGAAACAGAAAAUUGGAAGUGCCUUUGACGCUUCAGAAAACAGGCUAAGCAUUGAUCAGGUCAAGGAGGUCCGCCGGAGGAGCGCAUCCCCGCUCAUCAGCUUAGAGUACUCCAAUGGAUGGGACCCAAUGGGUAAGGGUAGGACUGGGAGCGGGACUGCAUUCUCUCGGGAGGUCUUUGAGAGUUUCAUGUUCAAUCUAGAGGACGUGGAGCGGGCAACCCAGUCUUUCUUGGAGGUGAACCUAUUGGGCAGGAGCAGCUUCUCGGCUGUUUACAAGGGAAUUCUGAGAGAUGGGUCCUCUGUUGCUGUAAAGCGCAUUGCGAAGACAAGCUGUAAGUCCAAUGAGAACGAGUUUGUGAAGGGUUUGAAGCUAUUGACCGCACUUAAGCAUGAGAAUCUUGUGACGCUAAGAGGGUUUUGUUGCUCGAAGGGGAGGGGUGAGUGCUUUCUCAUCUCUGAGUUUGUUCCCAACGGGAACUUACUGCAGUUCCUCGAUGUGGAGCAAGGUAGCGGGAAGGUUCUUGAAUGGUCCACAAGGAUUUCUGUCAUCAAAGGAAUUGCCGAAGGAAUUUUCUACCUCCACAGAAGCAAAGGCAAGAAACCAGCAGUAAUACACCAGAACAUCUCCGCAGAAAAGGUCCUCCUUGACCACUGGAACAAUCCUCUGCUUGCAGACUCGGGCCUUCACAGGCUCCUUGUGGACGACAUCCUGUUCUCAAAGCUCAAAUCUUCUGCUGCUAUGGGAUACCUUGCCCCAGAAUACACAACCACCGGCCGAUUCACAGACAAAAGCGACAUUUACGCGUUCGGCGUGCUUGUGUUCCAGAUUCUUUCAGGGAAAACACUGAUCAACCCAAUAAUCCGGAAGGGUGCUGAGUCAGGGAAGUUCAGUGAAUUCAUUGACCCUAACUUGGAAGGAAGUUUCCCAGAGUUCGAGGCAGAGAGGCUCAGCAGACUUGCUCUCCUGUGUACCCAUGAUUUCCCGAGCCUUAGGCCUUCCAUGGAAGAAAUCGUGAAAGAGCUGAGCGGCUCAGGUUGGAGUUCUUGAUUAAGUCUUAGGGGCAAGUCCGUAUGUGUCUUGGCUCGUUUUUCGGAUGCUGAGUGUGUGGCCUUUAAGUUUCAGCAUACCUGGUUCUAACUUCUGACUCAUUUUCUGGGAGGGUUAUAUGGUCAAACGAUGCCCCUAGACAACCUUGUCCUGUCCUUGAGUACAGUUGUUUCUAUAUUAAGCAUGUAACUGUUGUUAAUGCAGAAAACCAUUAAAGGCUUGUAAAGUAGAUUCAUUAGUGGACCUCCGAUAUGUUCAAGCAUAUCCACAUAUGCAUUAUCAUAUGGUUAAUAUGUAAAAUUUCUGAGAGUGAAAUUGUCAUUUCUUGAAAUA
Molecule: messenger RNA, 2921 nt
Organism: Punica granatum (pomegranate)
Lineage: Eukaryota; Viridiplantae; Streptophyta; Magnoliopsida; Myrtales; Lythraceae
Source: RefSeq, a predicted model, not a curated record